AUGUGGAAAGUUAAUUUCCCAAGGUAAAUAAAUUUAUAUCUAGACUAUUAUUUAUCCUUCUGAAAGUUUAAUUCAAUAUAUAAUCUAAGAUUGUUCAAAUAAAAUAUAAUUCCUUUUUCUAAUGAACAAUUCUAUAUUUUUAUUCUAUUCUUUUAAAUUUUUUAAUUUAAUAACGUAAAUAUUACGUAUAUGAACAUACAAGAUUUUUAAUACGAUUAUACUAUUUUUCAUCAACCUUUAUUUUUUAUUUUAUAACUUCAGCCUUUAUUUUUUAUUUUAUAAGUUUAUUAAAUGUUAUAUUAUAUAAAUUAUGUUAUAUUAAUAUAAAUUAUGAAAUUUUAAAAAUUGUUAUGCAUAUAUAUUUUAUAUGUUAAAAUGUUAAUUUGAUUAUGAAAGAUUAUGAAAUAUUAUGAAUUAUGAUAUAUUAUGAAAGAUCUUUUAUAAAAAUUAUAAAAUUAAAACGAUUAAAAAUUAUAUGAUGCAAUUUGAAAAAAUAAUCAAAAUUUUUUUAAUUUAUCAUUACUAUAGUAUAAGUGUUAUAUGUAUGUAUUUUUAUCGUUAUAUACUUUCUUAAGUUUAUUUAAAUUUUUUACCUUUACUAAAAUAUAACUUAUUGUUUACAUAAAUACAGAUGCAUAUGUAAAUGUUACAUAUAUAUGUAACAAUGAUAAAAUACCAUUAAAUUUAUUAAAAUAUUACUAAAUAUUACUAAAAUUUAAUAAAAUUAUGAAUAUUCCUUUUUCGAGAUACUUACUUACCUAUCUAUAUUAUAAGAGUUGAACAUAACCUAUUAAAUGUUCAUGACACGUGAGUAAUAUAAGUGCAAACUAAAUGAGUUUAUUCGUAAUAAACAGGUAUGUAAAAAUAUUGAGAAAAUGUAACGUACAUAUAUAUAUAUAUUACUAAAUUUCAUUACUAAAUGAAAUACAUAUAAUUAAUAAUAAUACAUAUAAUGAAUUAAACUAUAAAUAAAUAUUGAUUAUUAUCUAAUUGUAAUCAAAUUUUUAACUUCUUUUCCUGGACUAUUGUUAAUAUAUAUUAUUAUUCUUAAUAGAUAUGAAGGUGAGAAAGAAGAAACAAAAAAUGAAAGGAAUCAUUUGUCUGAAUUACUAAAAAGGAUAGAAAAACGUAAACUAGAAAGAGCUAUUAAAAAUAAUUGUCAAACACAGGCAAAUAGUUCUCAAAAUACUCAAGACUUAAAUUAUGAAAAAAGAAAGAGAAAAGCAGAAAAUCUCAAUGAAUGUUCAACAGAAAAUAUUAAUUUGAAUGAAAAAAAUAUAUUAAAUGAUGUUAAAGAAAAGGAAAAAAUACAUGUUUCAAAUCAUAGAAAAAGCAAAAAGAAAAAAAAUGCAGCUAAAGCAUUGCAAAAUGAAAAUGUAGAUGAUCAGAAUAAUGAAAUAUCUAAUAAAUCAUUAGAUUCAAUUGAAACACAAGAAAAAAUAAUAGAUCAAUGUAAUGAUUUUAUAAUUAUGGGUACAAAAAAUAAACAAAAGAAGUACAAAGUUAAGAGAAUUCUACCGGAAUGGUUGGCUAAUCCAAAAUUAAUGUCUAUUGAUUUAAAUAGUGGCCCAACGUUAGAAGAAAUGAAUUCAAUUUUAGAUAUUAAACUUAUUACAGCUUUAAGAGCUAAUAAUAUUAACAAAUUAUUUCCUGUUCAAGCUAAUAUGAUAUCUUGGCUAUUGAAGUGUGAUAAAGAUAGAAAACAAAGGUGGUGGUUAAGAGAUGCAUGUAUAUCUGCUCCUACAGGCAGUGGUAUGGAAGCACAUAGUAAAACUUUAGCAUAUGUUCUACCUAUUGUUCAAAUAUUACAGUCUCGAUUAGUUCCAAAAAUACGUUGUUUAGUUGUUGCACCUGUACAAGAAUUGGCAGCACAAAUUUACAAAGUAAUGAUUACAUAUAUUUCGCAUACAAAUUUAAGAGUUGGUUUACUUUCUGGUGCAUCAUCAUUUUAUGAAGAACAAAGAAGUAUUCUGAGAGAAAAUGCUAGAGGAAAAUAUGUAUCUAUAGCGGAUAUAGUGAUUGCUACACCUGGACGAUUAAUAGAUCAUAUAUUAAAAACAUCAGGAUUUUCAUUGGAUGAUCUUAGAUUUCUUGUUAUUGAUGAAGCAGAUAAAGCUGUAGAUUGGUUAGAAUAUCUUCCCGAACCUCAUUAUCGAACUCCACGAUUAACACUUUUCAACUUACGUUCUAGUAAAAUUCCAGCUCAAAAAUUACUAUUCAGUGCAACAUUAUCACAAGAUCCUGAAAAGCUUAGUCGCUUUGGACUCUUUCAACCAAUAUUAUUCACAUCUGUUUUGGUGACAGGCAAAGAUGAUAAUGUAAAUUUAGAUAAAGAAGUGAGUAAUUUUAUAGGCCGUUAUACAAGCCCUGAAGAAUUAAAAGAAGAAGCAGUAGAAUGCGAAGCAGAAUAUAAACCAAUAGCUUUAUAUCAGCUAAUAACCAGAAACAGUAUUUCCAAAAUAUUAGUAUUUACAAAUUCUGGGAAAACUGCUCAUAGAUUAACUAUUUUGCUUCAGUCAUUUUUAUCUAAAAAAAAUAUAGUAGUCGGAGAACUUUCUGCACAACUUGCGUCAAAAGAACGUGAAGAUGUACUUACAAAAUUUAUAACUGAAAAAAUUCAAAUACUCGUAUGUUCAGAUGCAUUAGCAAGAGGUGUUGAUAUUCCAAAUGUACAAUUAGUAAUAUCUUAUGAUCUUCCUAAACAUAUUAAUGGUUAUAUUCACAGAGCAGGAAGAACAGGACGUGCAGGUAAAUCCGGCACUGCAAUAUCUAUUCUAAUACCUAAACAAGUUCGAAUAUUUAAACAUAUGUUGAAUAAUGCACAUAAAUUAGUACCACAUGUUGAAAAAUUAGAACUAAGUUAUGUUAUAAAUGAAAUUGAUUACUUGAGUCAUAUUGAUAAAUUGAAACAUGUUCUUCAAAUAGAGAAAGAAAAUAACUUAUUACGUGCAAAAUCAGUUAAACGAGACAAUAUUUCAGAAUUACUGAUCAAAAACAUGAAAUCAAUGCCAAAAUGAUUGCAAACUUAUACAACAAAAUAAUUGUUAUACAACAAGAAAUUAAUUUUUACCUGUUUGCGAACUUCGGUGUAUCUGUUCGAUUGUCUUCGAUUAUCUUGAUUUAUGGUAUGGCUGAAAUAUUACGUUAUUUUCGAAAAGAAAGAUCAGCAAGAGGAGUGAGGUCUGACUGGCUUAUUAAAACUGGAGGAUCAGAUCACUCAAAAGUUAUGUCCGUGUGUAUCCCAAUAAGAUACAGUGUGCCAUAG
This is a messenger RNA of Heterotrigona itama, 3265 nucleotides long. Lineage: Eukaryota; Metazoa; Arthropoda; Insecta; Hymenoptera; Apidae. The record is from the annotation of a GenBank genome assembly.